GUUCUGACAUAAACACGUUUAAAUUUUGUGUUGAAUCAGAGCAAAACUUUCUGGGCUGCGACCCAAGCGUUAGCCAAGGACAUGGCGUGCCUGCAAUCUCUGAAGCUUGAAAUUAAAACGCUGAAGCAAAUGUUUCCAAAGACUCACGCACGCUUUCAGAUACACAACGCCACCUUGGACGAGCUGCUCUGCAGAUUUAUUGAUAAGAAUGGCAAACACUAUGACAUCCAUGCGAACAUAAUGGAAACGUAUCCGUCAACACCACCAGUCUGGUUUUCCGAGUCCGAUGAGCAAAGCGUUAUAAAUGCCGUGCAAAUUUUAGGCACCACAGAAGGGCGGGACAAUCAUGUAAUCUUGCAGGUUGGGAUGCUGCUGCGCGAAUUGUGCCUAUGCCACAAGGUUCCUGUUCCCAGUGAUAUUGAUGACUUGACGGUGCCAAUUGAAUCGCAACCAAAAGUCAUUUCCCAUGAGGCGAUUGGUGAUUCAAAUUUCGAGCAGAACGAAUUGCUCGAUCUGGAACCCAACAGCGAAAGCGAGUCAGAGACCGAGUGUGAUGAGAGUGUCCCAUUGGAAUUAGAAGAUUUGCAGAUAGUAAACGAAAAUGAUGGUAUUGAUCAGGAGCAUUUGGAUACUCUAAAAGCGCUGCGCACAAAAUUAAGACAGAAAUAUGCGGAAGCUGCCGAUACUGGAUCUGUGCUGGCCAGCGAUCGCCUAAUGAAGGAACUUCGCGAUAUUUAUCGAUCAAAAGUAUUCAAACAGAAAACAUACUCAGUCGAGCUGGUCGAGGACUCUAUUUACAAUUGGAAUAUUUGCUUGAACUCUGUAGAUUCCGAUAGUCCACUACAUAGCGAUCUGUUGAAGCUCAAAGAAAAUGAGGGUACGGAUUAUAUUCAGUUGAAUGCAUUGUUCAGCGACAAAUAUCCGUUUGAGCCACCCUUUGUCCGGGUCGUGCAUCCAGUUAUCUAUGGCGGCCAUGUGCUGAUCGGCGGUGCCAUAUGCAUGGAGCUGCUGACCAAGAAUGGCUGGAGCUCCGCCUACAAUGUCGAGGCAGUAAUAUUGCAAAUUGCCGCCACACUGGUCGAGGGCAAUGCGCGCAUCAAUUUUCACUCAACUGAGAACAUAUCCCGGACCGAGAACAGUUUGGCCCGUGCUCAGCAAAGCUACAACUCGAUGUUGAGAGUUCACGAGCAUUUUGGUUGGUUCACCCCUCCAAAGAAUAGUGGUUAAGCUCGACCAGCUGUUUAAUAGUACGUUUCUCUGAGGAGUAUACCAACAACAAAAAAUUAUUUGUACACAUUUUAAGCCAGACAAACUAUCAAAAGCAAUUGCGAGCUAUUUUCAAUACUUACACUAUAAACGUUUAUAUUCAGUUCUGCCUUGUACCAAUAUUAUAUUGUAUUAUACCAUAUGAUAUAUAAUUCCACUCAAUACAUAAUUGACGUAACAUUGAUCAUCUGUACAAAUUGCAAGGUCAAUUUAGAAGCACGUGAGAAAUAUUCAGUGUAACUAUCCCAAAUAAAAGGUAUUUAC
Molecule: messenger RNA, 1530 nt
Organism: Drosophila grimshawi
Lineage: Eukaryota; Metazoa; Arthropoda; Insecta; Diptera; Drosophilidae
Product: ubiquitin-conjugating enzyme E2 Q2
Exons: 2
Coding region: 82-1227 (381 amino acids)
Source: RefSeq, a predicted model, not a curated record